UUAUAGCUGUUGGCCAUCGUGAAAAAGCUGUUACAGAAAUAGCCGAGGCCUCGGUACACUGCGCAGGCGGUUAUUUUAGAGAGUGAGAGGCAUAUAGGUAACUUUAACUAUCAAGCUGCAGGGUACCGUCAGAUUUUAUAACUCGAGAACUGGGUUACAGAGACUGAAAGGAAAACACGGAAUAAUACUCUUUGAAGACUUUUUAUACUUCGUAAGUUUUAUUGGGCCACACUAAAUCAACUUUCAGCAAUUGAAAGAUUAUUAAUUCAAGGAAGAUUUCAAUAUUUCUUUGGCUCACUGACUUUUCUGGCUUUUAACUUUGCGUAUCUUCUAGAAAACAUGCAAAACUACAAGGCUGGGAAUAAAACCACAUGGCAGUGGCAGGAAAAGAUUGUGGUUAUGAAUAACAAAACAUUUAAGGAGUGAGCGUGGUAUCCAUGUGACAGCUUCACACUGGCUGAAAGGAUGAAACAUGUUUGUGUAAGGUUUUCUUCGUGGUUAUAUACAGUCAUAUACAUAUACAUAUACAUGCAUACAGUCAUACACAGCUACGGGCAGUCAACGGUUCUUCUACAGUCACUUGUUAUACCACAGUCCCUUAAUGACAGCAGCGCCCUCUGCUGGUACAAACCAGUGACUGCAGAAGUACUCCACUCCAAACAUGGCUGCCCUAGCAACUGCAUGGGAGGAUGAUAAACAUUACUCGCAGGGGGAGGAAGAGCCUAGUGUCCUGCAGCCAUGCACAUCACCCCUGCUCAGCGGUCAAAGUGCGGACCACAGACUGGCCACACAGAAAACUGCACAGUUCCUCAGGGAGGCUGAGAGGAACAGGAGGCAGAUUGAGAAGUUGGAGAAAGAGAGGACGCUGAUUUCUCAGUGCAGAAAGAAUGGCUGGGCGGAUGUGAGUGGAGAGAUCGAAGAGUACGAGAAUGUGCUGGAGGGACAAAGAAAUGCUGAGAAGAUAAAUCUUCAAAAGCAGCUCAUGAAGAUUCAUAAUGGUGUGAGGAAAUUUCAAAGACAUCUAACUGAUGUGAAACCAACUCCGGAGUUGAUUGAAAAACUGAAGGAAAUCAUGUCAGAGGUGGAAAUUUCUAUUAACAGCGUGAAGGAGGAACAGCGCUCACGCUUUGAGGAAUUUUUGAAGGAAGAGUGGACAUGCAGACAGGAAAUCACCGCUUAUGAGAAGAAGAUUGAAAACUGGAGCCUUGCUGUCAAAACGAAUCCCAAACUACCCGCAGCUCCCACUGUUAGGACCAAACCACCCGACAGAGACCUGCCAGCAGAAGUCAGAGCGCUGGAGGUUUUCCUGCAGAAGACUGGAGGCCCUUAUGGUGGCUGGGACCAAUAUGACCAUGAAGCUUUUCUUAAAGUCUGGGUGAAGCACAGUGGGGAGCCGGGCUACAGGAAAGAAGCCAAGCUGUAUCUGCCUGGUAGAACAAUGGAGGAGAUAGAGCAACACGAGGAAUGGCAUCAGGAGCUCAUCUACCUGCAGGACAGGAAGAAAGAGGCUAUUCAGCGCUGGAAAGCCAGCAAGCAUCAGGAACACCAGAUCAGGAUACAGACUCAGGAGAAGACAGAAGAGGCAAAAAGGAGGGAGGAGGAGGCCAAAAGCCAGGCCCAGCAACACAGGACUGAGGAGGAGAGGAGGGAGAUGGCACGGCGUCUGGAGGAAUGGAGGGAAGAAAAGAAAAGGAGGGAGGAGCAGGAAGAGGAACAAAGACUGGCUGAAGAGAUUCAAAAGAGGAAACGGGAAAAGGAGGAGCGCCGCCGGCAGCUGGAAGUGAAGCUAACCGUAGAGGAGCAGCUCCGACUGAGGAGAGUAGAAGAGGAGGAACAAGAGAGGAGGAGGAGAGCAGAAGAAGAGAGAGAAAGAGAAGAGAGGAGAAAGGAGGCGACAAAGAGCAUCAGGCGUUUUAAUGAAAGGGAUCUUCAUAGGGUGGAGGCAAAGCGCCAUGAGAAACAGCUGAGGGAAAAAGAGCAAGAGGAAAGGCAGAGGAGACUCGCUGCCAAGUUGAAGGAGAAGGUGGACAAUCAUGUCAACAGAGACCCGUCCAGGCUUACCCGCCCUACGAAGGGAUGGGAGGAGCGGCUGAAACACGUUGGACCGUCGGGAGAUGGGCCAAUGCUACAAAUGUUUCACAGAGCUGUUCCAACUUGGAGACAAGGCCUGUGAUGAAGAGUCCUGCAUUGUGUUCAGAAUCC
This is a messenger RNA of Haplochromis burtoni (Burton's mouthbrooder), 2202 nucleotides long. RefSeq names its product coiled-coil domain-containing protein 112. NCBI's taxonomy places the organism in Eukaryota, Metazoa, Chordata, Actinopteri, Cichliformes, Cichlidae. The record is from RefSeq and is a predicted model, not a curated record. The transcript is spliced from 14 exons. Bases 662 to 2173 code for a protein of 503 amino acids.